GUGUGUGUGUGUGUGUGUGUGUGUGUGUGUGUGUGUGUGUGUGUGUGUGUUAAAGAUGCAAAGUUUCUCAUGAGCCUUGGAUAUACGCUCACAGUUGUCCUUCCUGACCCCUUGUGGCUGUUAUUAGACAUGACAUGAGUGUCGGAUCCUUCACUUCCCCCUCUCCCUGCGAUGCUGCGGAACUGUAGAGGAUUUUUCACGUCCUGAACCCUUCCAACAUCUGUCUGGUGUACAAAACUGCCUCUCUCCCCUUUGCCCCCCUCCCUUUGUUUAAAGCCUAGCACCUCCACUUCACCACUCUUUGCUCAUUGCUUGUCAUGUCGCACAUCUCUGUGCGUAAAGACAGCACAGUAUGCCCGCUAUCGGUGCGAGCUUCCCAUUUUUAUCCCUUUCUAUUUACAGCUUGUGCCACGCCCUCUUUACCCAGCUGGAUAAAGUUCAACAAGUGUCCUCCUACUUCAGACCAACCGCAGCACAUUAUCACAGAGGAGGAAGAAGAAGGCAUCACUUUUAAAGAUGCUCUGCGCGCUUUUCCAUCUGAAUUUGUGAAGUGAGGCACGGGAGCGAGAGGAGAAAAAGCCAAAGUCCAGCCCUUCGGCAUUUUCACGUUGGUAUCAGAGGGCUCACUGGAGGGCGGGCUGCAUAGUUUGAACGAUGGCUGGAUGUUGUGUGUCUGCAGAGGACAGAGAGAACCAGAGGAUCAACGAGGAGAUCGAGAAGCAGCUGCGCAGAGACAAGAAGGACUCUCGCAGGGAGCUGAAGCUGCUGCUGUUAGGUACUGGAGAGAGUGGGAAGAGCACCUUUAUCAAACAAAUGAGGAUUAUCCAUGGAGGAGGAUACACAGAUGAAGACAAGAGGAGCUACGCCAAACUGGUCUACCAAAACAUCUACACAUCCAUGCAGGCGAUGAUCCGAGCAAUGGAGACACUCAGUAUAGCUUUGGCUGAUCCCAAGAACAAGGGCCAUGCAGACGCAGUCCUGGAGGUUGAAGUGGAUAAGGUGGAAACGUUUGAUGAAGACCUCGCAGCGGGCAUCAAGAGUCUGUGGGAGGAUGGAGGUGUCCAGGACUGCUACGACCGACGCAGGGAAUACCAGCUGUCUGACUCCACCAAAUACUAUCUCAGCGAACUGGAUCGAAUUUCCCAACCCUCUUAUUUACCUGACCUACAGGACAUCCUCAGAGUCCGAGUGCCAACCACAGGUAUCAUCGAGUAUCCAUUUGACAUGGACAAUGUCAUCUUCAGGAUGGUGGAUGUGGGGGGUCAGAGGUCAGAGAGGAGGAAGUGGAUCCACUGCUUUGAGAACGUCACCUCCAUCAUCUUCCUGGUGGCGCUCAGCGAGUACGACCAGGUCCUUGCUGAGUGCGACAACGAGAACCGUAUGGAGGAGAGCAUGGCCCUGUUCAAAACCAUCAUAACCUAUCCCUGGUUCCAGCGCUCCUCUGUCAUACUUUUCCUCAACAAGACUGACAUCCUCCAGGAGAAGAUCGUGUACUCUCAUGUAGCCACCUACUUUCCUGAAUUCACAGGACCUCAGCAGGAUCCGACAGCUGCUCAAGAAUUCAUCCUGAAAAUGUACCAAGAACAAAACCCAGACAAGGAGAAGACGCUGUACCCUCACUUUACCUGCGCCACAGACACAGAAAACAUCCGCUUUGUCUUUGUGGCCGUCAAAGACACCAUCCUCAGACACAACCUGAAGGAAUUCAAUCUGGUGUAAAGAUGAGCAGGAGGACAGGAGAGGAGACGAAGGGAUACAAGAGGGUAGAAGGAAAAACAUGAGGAGAGCCAAGAAAGGAGAAUUACAUAAAAUAAAACAUUAUUGUACUUUUUUUUUUGGCUGUGUAAACAGAGAACAAUUCGAUUUUACAACGCUCGUCCUUGUUUACACAACCACAGAAAAGAUUCUUGGUUUUAUUUUUCAUCAUUUGUGUCUGUAAAAGUCCAGCAAAAGAAAAUGUGAACAUGAAAGAGACAUACCAAAACUACUGUUUCUGUAGGCCGCUGUUUGAAAUGCAAUUUUUGUGUUCUGUGUGUACUUUGUAGUUGAGCCCAUUCCAGCCUUUAUAGAGGUAUACUGUAAGAAAAUGAUAUAGGAAUGUAUAAAUUAGUGUAAAGUAAUAUCAUUGACUAUUGUGUGGGAUAAUUAUUUGACUUCAGAAAUAAUAUCGGAGCGCUUUAACUGCUCAUGCAAUAGCAUUUUGUAAGAGUUCCCUUCAGUCCUGAGUUUUGUGUGCCUGCUCUUACCUGCAUGUGCCUUAUUUACUCAUGACAGUGAGUACAACCAGUUUGUUUUAGAUGUAAAUAAUCCAAGUUGUGCUUCGAUAAAAAAGUCCUACUCAACUGUCUCUUCUCAGGACAAAUGGAAAACAUAUUAAUAUGUUAUUAUGUAACUUCAAUAAA
This is a messenger RNA of Larimichthys crocea (large yellow croaker), 2402 nucleotides long. It is a transcript of the gene gna14a, whose product is annotated as guanine nucleotide binding protein (G protein), alpha 14a. Gene Ontology annotation, molecular function: guanyl nucleotide binding; G-protein beta/gamma-subunit complex binding; GTPase activity. The coding region runs from base 655 to 1719 and encodes 354 amino acids. The record is from RefSeq and is a predicted model, not a curated record. Gene Ontology annotation, cellular component: cytoplasm; heterotrimeric G-protein complex. NCBI's taxonomy places the organism in Eukaryota, Metazoa, Chordata, Actinopteri, Sciaenidae. The transcript is spliced from 8 exons. Gene Ontology annotation, biological process: adenylate cyclase-modulating G protein-coupled receptor signaling pathway; phospholipase C-activating dopamine receptor signaling pathway.